AUGUCUAGUAAACUUUCAUUUGAAUGUCAUGCUUCACAAAAAGCAAUUGACCGAAUUCUUGCACAAACUGAUGAAGAACGUUCUCAAAUAAUUAUCGAUAUUUUUGAUAAAUAUUUUGGUGAUGGAAUUAAAUCUAAUCCAACAGCAUUUCGUGGUCGAUUCAGAAAAAUGGCUGCAUCAUCAUUCAAUUUUUAUCGUGGAUCAGCUCUUUUAUUUUAUCAAGAUUUAAAAAUCGAUAAUGAUCCAUGGAUUGCUGGUCAUGAAGCUGCUGGAAAUAUUUUUAUUCAUGGUGAUUUACAUGCUGAAAAUUUUGGAACAUAUUUAGAUAAUCAUGGUAUAUUAAAUUUUGAUGUGAAUGAUUUUGAUGAAGGAUAUUGUGGUCCAUUUACAUGGGAUAUUAAACGUUUAUUAGCAUCAUUAAAUUUAGUUGCACAUAGUAAAGGAUUUUCUGAUAAAGAAAUAGAACAAAUCUUACGUACAUGUGCUGAAUCAUAUUUAAAACAAGUUGAUGAAUUUUGUCAACAACCAAAUAAUAGUUUUUCAUUAACAUUAAAAAAUACAAGUGGAGCAAUUAAAAAAAUUUUAAAUGAAACUCGAAUUAAAUCUCAUGUUGCUAAUCUAGAAUCAAUGACGGUUAUUGAAGAUUAUGAUCGACGUUUUAUUCGAUCAAAAAUGAUCAAAGAUGUUGAUGAAAAUUUACGACAAGAUAUUAUAAAAGCUUUUACAAGUUAUUUGAAAACAAUUCCAGAAUAUAAGAAAAAAAGAGAUAAAAGUUCAGAAAAUUUUAAUUAUAAUAUUAAAGAUAUUGUUGCCCGUUCAUCACCUGGUAUUGGAUCAGCUGGUAAAGUUUCCUAUUCAAUUUUAGUUGAAGGUCCAACAGAAACACUUGAAAAUGAUAUUGUUCUUUAUAUGAAACCAGCACAACGAUCAGCUAUUAGUUAUGUUGUUAAAAAUCCUGAAUUAGAUAAAUUAUUUGAACAUGAUGGUUUAAGAACUGUUCUUUGUUCAUAUGCAAUGCAAGCAUCAACACCACAAUGGUUAGGUUACACAACUCUUGGUUCAAUUCCAUGUUUAGUUGAUGAAGUUACUGCACAUUCAGAAGAUUUAGAUUGGGAUGAUAUUAAUGAUAUCAAGGAUAUUCUUGAAGUUGUUACAUUUUUAGGACAAGCGACAGCUAAAAUACAUUGUGUAGCUGAUUCUGAUUGCGUUAAUACACCAGGUGAUAUUUCUUGUUUACCCUUUUCAAUUAUUCCUCAACAUACAGAAAAAACAAUUCGAGAAGCUAUUCAAGGUCGUGAUCAAGAAUUUAUUAAUGAUAUGGUUCAAUUUGGAAUGAUAUAUGGAAAAUUAGUCCGUCGAGAUCAUCAAUUAUUCUUCGAAGCUUUUCGUAACAAACAUAUUCCAGGACUUCAAUAG
Adineta steineri is the source of this 1416-nucleotide messenger RNA. The record is from the annotation of a GenBank genome assembly. NCBI's taxonomy places the organism in Eukaryota, Metazoa, Rotifera, Eurotatoria, Adinetida, Adinetidae.